AUGUCCUGCUCCGGAACAAACGCCUACGCCUACGGCACCAUGGCCUCAAACGUCAUCUCCCUAACCCUUGUCCUCGCCUCCGGCUCCAUCAUAAAAACACAUCACAGACCGCGGAAAACAUCUGCCGGGUACAAUCUCACUCACUUGGUCAUUGGGUCUGAAGGUACACUUGCCCUCGUCACGGAAGCUGUGUUGCGUCUUGCGCCUCUACCCCGGAACCUGCAUGUCGGUCUAGCUACUUUCAAGACGUUCCAAGAAGGUGUGGAUGUGGUUGUUUCGUUGCAGAAACUGGGUCAUCGGCUUGAAGCACUGGAGUUGGCGGAUGGGCCGCAGAUGACGUGUGUUAACGUGUCUGGACUUGCACCUGCACGUAGGUUUGAGGAAGUGCCGACGCUGUUCUUCAAAAUCGCCGGACCAUCGAUGCAUAUUGUUCAAGACCAGAUAGCCGUUAUGCAGGAGUUGUGUAAAACACAUGGCGCAUCUGCCGUUGAGAUCACGCAUGAGCAAGACGAGAUGGAUGUUAUUUGGGGAGCGAGGAAAUGCAUGGGCACGGCUCUUCUUGCUAUGAAACAACAACCCACUGAUCUCUUCUUACACAGCGAUUGCGCGGUUCCCAUCUCAAAUCUAUCCCGCCUCGUCGCCGGAACCCAGUCCCUCAUUCACCAGGCAUCGACUACGAAUCAAGCGGACUGGUUCUGCGCCAACGUCGGCCACAUCGGGGACGGCAACGUGCACUCCAGCAUCGUGUGUCCACAAGAGCACUAUGAUGCCGCGAUGAGUGUGAUCAUGGACAUCGCAAGGUUGGCGCUUAGCUUAGAAGGGACAGUAACCGGCGAGCACGGUGUAGGGAUGAAGUUGAGGGAUGCGCUGGAGGAGGAGGUAGGGAGCGAGGGUGUGGAGAUGAUGAGGGGGGUUAAGAGGAGUUUGGAUCCGAGGGGCAUUUUGAAUCCGGGGAAGGUUUUCAGAUUAGAGGGAGAGGGGGGCGAGCCUAAACUCUAG
This is a messenger RNA of Alternaria ventricosa, 999 nucleotides long. RefSeq lists its product as uncharacterized. Bases 1 to 999 code for a protein of 332 amino acids. The record is from RefSeq and is a predicted model, not a curated record. The transcript has a single exon. Gene Ontology annotation, molecular function: D-lactate dehydrogenase (NAD+) activity; D-lactate dehydrogenase (cytochrome) activity; FAD binding. Gene Ontology annotation, cellular component: mitochondrion. Lineage: Eukaryota; Fungi; Ascomycota; Dothideomycetes; Pleosporales; Pleosporaceae. Gene Ontology annotation, biological process: lactate catabolic process.